AUGGGCUCUGCAAAACAUCUGCCGAAACGUCGGUAUGCUACCACGGCCUGCGUUGCUUGCCGGGAAAGCAAAGUAAAAAGUGUCGAUACCAAGCUUUCGACAAGAGAAAGUGAGGAUUUUGCAUUCUUUGAAUUUUCUCGCGCACGGCCGGAAGCUAAGACUAUGCCGUGGAAUAGGCUACCUCUUCGAGUCGCAAUUGAGUUACUGACAUGCAGAGUCGAACAACUGUGUCAAUUCAUCUAUGAAAAUGGCCUUCAGCCGCCUAAAAUGCCCGGUGACAAAGAUACCACUUUGCGAGACAUCCUCGACACCCUUGGAAUGACAGCGCAAGCUCGGCUUGAUAAUGAGUCAUCGAUGAGACCUCCAAGUGCGACUCAGCACGAUCAACAACCUUUCCUGAAUUCGGCAAGAACUCCUCCCGAAACAUCAUCAGAGAGUUUUGGGGGGAAGGAUCCGAACCAACAGGUGGUCGUCAGUCUGAUCGGAGCUGAGCCGGGUGACUGUUUACAGAGCCAUAUCGGAUCAGGACUGUUAUCGAUAUCCCCCAAUGAAUCCUCUAUGAUUUCCCUCGAGGAAUAUCAUACAGAGUUGACAGAUAACAGUCCAGGGAGUGAAUUCAACUCUUGGCUAUUUGAUCUAGACUUCGGUACGCAUAUUACACCAGUUGCCACCGACACGCAACCCGCCUUGAGCUCCUCGGUGGAAGAUGGACUUCGUAUGCCUCCAGUGAAUACGCAAAUCCAGGCCAAAGCCGCUCAUAGCGAAAUGGAACCCACUCUGCUUGAGGGAUCAGCGAGUACGUCGGACAUCGAAGGCCUAGUCGAGGAGCUCUCCGACCGGGUCGGAACCUUAAGAAUUGGGCCUGGGGGAAAGACUCGCUUUUAUGGUCCGACUUCCACAUUCAAUUUGGCGGAUAUUGCACUCUCAGAUAGUCGUGAGGCCACUCCCGUCAAUCCAGUGUAUAUCUCGGGGUUUGAGGAGGAGAUUCCCGCGGAAUUAGAAAAUCACCUUCUCAACCUCUAUUUCAGCUGGCAGGACCCAUCAUUCCAUGUUGUUGAUCGAGAAGUCUACGAAGACGCGCAAAAAAAAUGGAUUAACCGGGAAGACACCGCUUUCUAUUCAGAAGCCCUGCGAAAUGCAAUGUGUGCGCUUGGUAGUGCGUUCGAAGCACGUUAUCAUUCAACUUUUAUCACAUUCCCAAAAACUCUUGUUGAAUUCUUUGCCCAUCGCGCAAAGUCCAUACUUGAAAAGGAACUAGACUCUCCUUGUGUUGCGACCGUCCAAGCGUUGGUAAUCCUGAGCAGCCAUGAAACUGGAAACGGAAAGGAAACGAGAGGGUGGCUGUACAGUGGAAUGGCAUUGAGACUGGCAUUUGAUCUUGCCUUACAUCUUGAUAUGUCCAGCCAUGUGUCCGCAGGCAUCCUCUCAGCCACCGAUGCGAAUCUUCGAUGCACUGUCUUUUGGACAGCAUACGUUGUUGACCAACCAUCUCGUACAAGCAUGGAGGAUGUGACAGUUGGAAAGCCCCGACAAGGUGCAGGUCUCCAGGGAAAUUGCCGAUGGACAACCUACGAAGCAUCAACAUCUGUUCAUAACAGCGCUGGCCUUUUAGAUUGCAAAGACGCAAUCAGCCGUCAACUAGUCUUCCUCUGUGAGCUUAUGGCUCCCUGUGGGUAUAUACUAUACGGUACUUCUAACAUUUCUAAAGAGGUUCUCCAAGAACUGAAUGCCAAAAUUGUUGCCGAGCUACGCAAGUGGAAAGCUACGCUUCCCCCCAUCUUACAGGUUAAUCUUGAUGAUUUCACUUCACCAUACCUUCCACAUUUACUGCUUCUCCAUAUGCAAUAUCACCAGAACAUAAUAUACGCCCACCGGCCAUGGAUUUCAAAGAGCCAGCUACAACCGCAACCACCAAGAGGUCCCGGAUACACGCACGCCCGCGAAAUGUGCAUUCAAUCUGCGAUCGCAAUCUCCAAACUUCUCAAUAUGUACGAAUCCCGCUACACAUUGCGCCGCAUAGGCGUGCAAGCAGUUUCUAUCACAUCCUCCGCCAUUCUGUUCCUUCUCUUCGCCGCUAUUUCAAACGACUCCUCUCACCCAGGAGACGAGAUCUCGGUGUAUCUCACGACAUGUUUCAGAGCUUUAGACGAGUUCUCUGCGUCUUGGAAAAGUGCACAAAGAGCAAAGGACCUUUUAAUUGGUUUGCAGUGUCAAUGGGAUCGUCGGACCCGGUCAAACAGACUGAAACAGCGAAAUAACGGCCCGUCAUAUACCCCGAGGAAACGCUCGAAGACAACGAGCAGACUUUACCAGAUGGCUCCUAUGCCUCAUGAUCCAGCCUUGCAGGUAGAAUUGGACUAUAUGCUCAGGGCUGAGGCUGAAGCUCAUUCUGGAAGGUACAGUCAAGAUAUCUUUGAUGUGGCAUCCGAUAUCGGGGAUCCAAAGGACCACCAUAACCUGUAG
Molecule: messenger RNA, 2463 nt
Organism: Penicillium cataractarum
Lineage: Eukaryota; Fungi; Ascomycota; Eurotiomycetes; Eurotiales; Aspergillaceae
Product: fungal specific transcription factor domain-containing protein
Exons: 7
Coding region: 1-2463 (820 amino acids)
Biological process (GO): DNA-templated transcription
Molecular function (GO): DNA binding; zinc ion binding
Source: RefSeq, a predicted model, not a curated record